Molecule: messenger RNA, 3460 nt
Organism: Oncorhynchus mykiss (rainbow trout)
Lineage: Eukaryota; Metazoa; Chordata; Actinopteri; Salmoniformes; Salmonidae
Source: RefSeq, a predicted model, not a curated record
GGUAUUAAAUUUGUCAUCUCUCGCCAUCCGUAUUUCUCCGACGACAUAUUGUUUGUGAGGAGCAAAUUCUAAAAAGCAAACUGGGAAAGAGGAUUACAAUUUAUUUCUCUCUAAACACAAGAAGUAUCUGUCAUUUAAGAUAAAAAAAAAUGGAGCCGUCAGCCAGUCCAGCGAAGGAUAACCACAGGAUGAACAGCUACAAGAACAAAGCCCUGAAUGUGGAGGAGAUGAGACGCAGGAGAGAGGAGGAGGGUGUCCAGCUGAGGAAGCAGAAACGAGAACAACAGCUGUUCAAGAGGAGAAACGUUGACAUGUUGAACGAGGAAGGAGUCAUGUUUGAGAGUCCACUGGUCGACUCGUAUGUCACCUCCACAGCCACAGAGGAAGGAGUCCUAACUAAAGACCUGGUAGAGAUGCUCUUCUCAGAGGACCCAGAGCUCCAACUCGCGACAACACAGUCAUUCAGGAAACUACUGUCCAAAGAACCCAAUCCACCUAUUGACGAGGUCAUCAACACCCCAGGCAUUGUAGAGAGGUUUGUAGAGUUCCUGAAGAGGAGCGUCAACUGCACAUUACAGUUUGAGGCAGCCUGGGCCCUGACCAACAUAGCAUCGGGUACAUCCAUGCAGACUAACAUAGUAAUCGAGGCAGGAGCAGUACCCAUCUUUAUAGAACUACUCAACUCGGACUUUGAAGAUGUUCAGGAACAGGCGGUGUGGGCGUUGGGUAACAUAGCAGGGGACAGUCCAGUGUGCAGAGACUAUGUACUCAACUGUAAUAUCCUGCCACCACUGUUAAUGCUUCUGACUAAAUCCACCAGACUGACAAUGACCAGGAAUGCAGUGUGGGCUCUGUCUAACCUGUGCAGGGGGAAGAGCCCCCCACCUGUAUUUGAGAAGGUGUCCCCUUGUCUGCAGGUCCUGUCUAGACUGUUGUUCAGCAGCGAUUCAGAUCUGUUAGCAGAUGCCUGCUGGGCUCUGUCUUACCUCUCUGACGGACCCAACGAGAAGAUCCAGGCUGUCAUCGACUCCGGCGUCUGCAGGCGCCUCGUAGAGCUGCUCAUGCACACGGACUACAAGGUGGCGUCUCCUGCUCUGAGAGCAGUGGGGAACAUCGUCACGGGAGACGACAUCCAGACCCAGGUGGUGUUGAACUGUUCAGCCCUGCCCUGUCUGCUCCACCUGCUGAGUAGUCCUAAAGAAUCCAUCCGGAAAGAAGCCUGUUGGACCGUCUCCAACAUCACCGCUGGCAACAGGGCUCAGAUACAGACGGUGAUUGAUGCCAAUAUCUUCCCUGUGCUGAUCGACAUCCUGCAGAAGGCAGAGUUCAGAACCAGGAAGGAAGCAGCCUGGGCCAUCACUAACGCCACCUCUGGAGGAAUGCCUGAACAGAUCAGGUACCUGGUGAACCUGGGCUGUAUCAAGCCUCUGUGUGACCUGUUGACCGUGAUGGACAGUAAGAUAGUCCAGGUGUCUCUGAACGGUCUGGAGAACAUUCUGAGACUGGGAGACCAAGAGGCCAAGCAGGAUGCAGGACCCAGUGGUACCGGCAUCAACCCCUACUGCUCUCUCAUAGAGGAGGCCUAUGGUCUGGAUAAGAUCGAGUUCCUUCAGAGCCAUGAGAACCAAGAGAUCUACCAGAAGGCCUUUGAUCUGAUAGAGCACUACUUUGGAGUGGAGGAGGAGGACCAGAACCUGGCUCCUCCGGUGGACCAGGCCAAUCAGCAGUUCCUCUUCCCCCAGCAGGAGGCACCCAUGGAGGGCUUUCAGCUAUAACGCCCUCCCUGUCCUCUGGUUCUCAUCUGGUUCACCAACCAUCACUCAUACCCAUGGAGGAGUUUCAGAUGAAACAUCCACCCCCUUAUCCUCAUACCCAUGGAGGAGUUUCAGAUGAAACAUCCACCCCCUUAUCCUCGCCCCAUGGAGGAAUUUGGCAUAUAAUCAGUCCCCUCCAUGUCCCCUCCACCCUCCAUGUCCAACCAUUGCCCCAUCCUCUAUACCCAGCCUGAGCCCAAGGGGCUAGUUUUAGCCCCAACAGAUGAAGGGUGGAGGUGACACAUCCCCCACCUGUGAAGCAAUGACCUUAUCCACCUUAUAUCCUCCACCCCCAUGGAAGGUAGAGCGUUGUCCUCUCCCUCCUUUCCCAUGGAAGGCUUUACAGAUUUAACUAUCCAACCUAUAUUUACAGUCUUUGAGCUGGCUUUACCUACCCUAACAGAUCAGACGCUUCUAACGGAAUGCCACGUCUCGGCGGUAGAGCCAAUAGGAGACCUGAACUCAACCCGCUUGACCUGACGAUAAAACAAAGCUCUUCCUGAUCAGUGAUCACACAACCAGGGCCGAGGUUUGGUCCAGUCCAGGUUUCGGCAAUGCACAGAUACAAUAAUAGAUACACCGCCAGUGCUGUUGAUACCCUGAUUCUUCUGACCGUAACGGCGUUUUGAUUUGGUUUGGUUAUUAGUGCUUCCUGUCUGCCCAUAGGGGAUGUCCUCCUUCGGGAUGUAGGGAUUUGAUAGGUCAAACCUGACCAGUGGGAGAGAUGUGUUUUUUUUAUUUAAUUUUUACCCAGCUCCUUUACGACAAUUAUCUUCCUAGUCCUUGUCUGUUUCCCCUCGUUUUAGCUUUUAUCAACCCUGUGUUUCUCUCUGUGACUUGUUCUAAAACGUACUGCAUCUACAUGCACCACCUGAAGACUGAAGUGUCCCAGGACAGAAGAAUGGCCUCUCUCUCUACUGUUAACAAUAAAACAAUCCGGAUGUAUUCUCAACUCAGAGGCCAAACUCUCAUUCGUAUUGGUUUCUGUCUAUAUCGGACAUACAGGGUUCCACUAAGCAAUUCUGGGGAUUCUUAGGAAUUCUAGAACUAUGGUUUGAAGUGUAGAGCCAAGGUUCUCCCCUUCUCGAACUAACUGUCCUUUCUCUACAAUGUUUUUUUUUUUUUUGAACUUUUAGUUUUGUGCUUGUGGAGGAGGAGCAUGUUGGGAUCUGAAUCGUAAAAUCAGGAAACCGUCUGAGGCUAAGGGAGGAUGUUGAUUGGGGAAGGGAAGGGGGGGGGGGGGGGGGGGGGGGGCUGUGAGGGGGAAGGGAGUAUAGGUGUGUGGGGAUAUUGAAAGAUAUAUAAAGUGACCUAGGUUACUAGCUUGAUCCGAGCUUGAUUAUAACUAGCAAUAUAAUGUUUGUUGUGUUGCCGUGUUCUUAGGUUUGAAUUAUGAAGUGAUUGUAAAUGUUUAAACAGCACACCGCUAAGGGAGGGGGGGGCGCUAGCCAUAGCUCGAGAAUAUGUGAUUGUCCAAACCAAACGUAUUUUUACAUAUAAAUACAGACACUGUCAGAUCUCCAUUUGGCUUUCGAGGGAUCGUUGCUCUUUUAUAUAGGGAUUAGGGAUGAUUCCUUACUGGGAAAAACACGUGUGCCUCAGUCAAACCUUAGUCAGAUGGUAACAUCAGAUUUAUGUAAAAAAAA